ACAGCAAAGCAGCUCAUCAUUUAUCGUGUUCACAUUAGAGAAGUGAAAAAAUUACCACAAUGUUAUAGUUGAAUAGUUUUAUUCAGUGCGAUUUAUCACCUCAAGGAUUUACUAAUUGUGACUUUUAUUGCUGUUUCGGUUGUGCAUUUAUUAAAACGGUAGAAUCGUGAAGUUAUCGUCAUUCGAAGUUGCAGAAGCCACACCAGCAAGAUGUCCUCAUCGGCGAUUUUUAUCCUUGACGCCAAAGGAAAGGUGUUAAUUUCACGAAACUAUCGUGGCCACAUAGAUAUGGGCGUGAUUGACAAAUUCAUGCCACUGUUGAUGGAGAAAGAAGAAGAAGGUUUAAUAACGCCGAUUUUGCAAACACCGGAAUGCACCUUCGCGUAUGUCAAGACUAACAAUCUGUACUUAGUGUCCGUAACCCGCAGCAAUGCCAAUAUUGCGCUGGUGUUUGUGUUUCUACACAAAGUGGUUCAAGUUUUUACGGAGUAUUUUAAAGAGCUAGAGGAAGAAAGCAUUCGGGACAACUUUGUUGUUAUCUAUGAGCUGAUGGAUGAACUGAUUGACUUCGGCUAUCCACAAACCACAGACAGUAAAAUCCUGCAGGAAUACAUCACUCAGGAGGGUCACAAACUCGAGAUACAACCGAGGAUUCCAAUGGCCGUAACGAAUGCCGUAUCGUGGCGUUCCGAAGGCAUCAAGUAUAGGAAAAAUGAAGUGUUCCUGGACGUGAUCGAAAGUGUCAACUUAUUGGCCAAUGCCAACGGAAACGUGCUUCGUAGUGAAAUUGUGGGUGCAAUAAAGAUGCGCGUUUACUUGUCCGGGAUGCCCGAACUACGGCUGGGACUGAAUGACAAAGUUUUGUUCGAGAGUACCGGCAGGGGUAAGUCCAAAUCGGUGGAAUUGGAGGACGUGAAAUUUCACCAGUGCGUGCGGUUGUCUCGUUUCGAAAACGAUCGCACCAUCUCGUUCAUUCCACCGGACGGCGAAUUUGAGCUGAUGUCCUACCGCUUAAAUACGCACGUGAAACCGCUGAUUUGGAUCGAAUCGGUCAUAGAGCGACACGCCCACAGUAGGGUGGAGUACAUGAUUAAGGCCAAGUCACAAUUCAAGCGCCGUUCAACGGCCAACAACGUGGAAAUAGUUAUACCGGUGCCAGCCGAUGCUGAUUCACCCAAAUUCAAAACCACCAUCGGCAGCGUCAAGUACGCGCCGGAGCAGAAUGCCAUCACUUGGACCAUUAAGUCAUUUCCGGGUGGAAAGGAAUAUUUGAUGCGGGCUCAUUUCGGACUUCCCAGUGUCGAAUGCGAAGACUCGGAAGGCAAGCCUCCAAUCCAGGUCAAAUUCGAAAUUCCGUACUUCACCACCUCUGGAAUUCAAGUUCGUUAUUUGAAGAUCAUCGAGAAGAGCGGCUAUCAGGCGUUACCGUGGGUGCGUUACAUCACCCAGAACGGAGACUACCAGUUGAGAACGAACUAAACAGAAACAUUCUUCAUUAUUCCCUACAUACCACAAGCCAGAUACACAUAACUAAAUAAAUCGCACUGGAUACCCCAAGGAAAGCACGCAAGUGAAAACAGGCAGGUUGUUCGUUUUAGGAAUUUAUUUUAGGAAAUUAAUGAGUGCAAAAAUGCAAUGAAAAUAGUUGAAAAACUAUAACAUCUAAUAUUACCUAACAUCUUAGUGACAUCGACGUACAUGAUUGGCAGAAAUUCGUUUAUCGCAAAUAAAAGUUUAGUUAUUUUUCCUACAACAAGAAUGCGUAGUUAUAUUUUUAAAGCCAUUCUAUUUUAGAUGUUUGAUAAAGCAGAUGGUCCCGUAGAUUUCCGAAAGAUAUCAUUCAAGCGGGCAAAGUAUUAUAAAUUUGAGAAAAAAUAUAUUAACCUUAUUUUAUUGUGUUUAAUUAAAUAAUAGACAUCGGUUCAUAUUUCACCAAUGA
Messenger RNA from Armigeres subalbatus, 1939 nucleotides. RefSeq names its product AP-1 complex subunit mu-1 (gene AP-1mu). Gene Ontology annotation, molecular function: clathrin-cargo adaptor activity. The record is from RefSeq and is a predicted model, not a curated record. Gene Ontology annotation, cellular component: clathrin adaptor complex; clathrin-coated vesicle. The transcript has 4 exons. Gene Ontology annotation, biological process: intracellular protein transport; vesicle-mediated transport. The coding region runs from base 211 to 1479 and encodes 422 amino acids. Lineage: Eukaryota; Metazoa; Arthropoda; Insecta; Diptera; Culicidae.